AUUUCUGCAUCAUGUCAUUCGGAAUCAUCAAGUGGUGAAGACUCCUUGUCGCAGAAGGUUCCACCCCUCCGUAUCAAGUUCGCUUCUGGCACAUCUGGCGACAAUGAGUCCUCUAUGGUUUCAUCAUCAGUGUCAGUUGGAAUACCUAGCGGAUACACUAUUCAUUCCAACAACUCUAGUAACUGUAUCAUCAAUAAUAGUAAAGUUGAGAAUAAUGGAGUUGAUGAGGUAGAAGGUAAAGAAAAAUUGGAGAUGAAACCUCGUGUGUCUGUUGACAGUGUGAACCGGAAUGACGGUAAGGAAGUCCCAGUUACAGUUCCCGCAGCUACUACUGACACAGUGUCUUUGAGCACGCCGGAAAAGGACAAGGCUCCAGUUACAGAUCUCCUGAGUGGGUUUGCAACUGAAGACAAUGAUGAUAAGUGUUCAACCCACCAUCCUAAGAUACACAAGUCUCAUGGUCAUAGUACUGCGACAAAUCUUAACUCAGCAUCGGAGUACGACGGUGAGUCGAGUACGGAAAUCUCAACAUCUAUUCCCGUUUCAACUCCCUCUGCAACUUCAACCACUGGUACUAUUAACACUACAGGUAGUGGUGGUGGAGUUAGCAGUACAGGUAAUUUUGGUCGUGUGAAGACGGAAAGUUCACUGGAAACCACCAAUACCAGUCAUCCAGGUAGCGGCAACAGCAAUCGUAGUAACAGUAGUAAUGCUGGCAGCGGUAAUAAGGAGACAGCUAAGGACACUCAUCGACAUCGUAGUGGACGUACACUGCGUUCACAUACAGCUGCUCAGCGUGAAAAAGAAGAAAAGGAGCGUCAUACCGAUGACAAUACGCCAAUUAAAAAGCGUAAGCUGCGUUCAAGAUCAGAUGCUUCAAGUCACGACAGCAAUACCAAUUCCCACAGUCGAAGUGGUGGCGGUGGGGUUAGUGGGACUGGAAAUGCAAACAGUUCACCUGUGACUACUCACUCUGGGUCAACGCCUCCUUCGAAUGUGUUAUCUUCAACAAAUGCUGUUGUGAAUAUGGAAGUUAGUGAAGAUACACUUAUAUUGCCAGUCGUUACUGCCUCUCAGAUUGAUACUUCGUUGGUCGAUGAGGAAAAGAGACCUGUUGUUAUUUCUCAAGCGAUGAUGAGUGACGAAGAGAAUGAUGUGCAUAUGCCUUGUGUUUCUGAAGGGGAACAAAAGUCUAGUAUUUCGUCUACCAACAUGGAGGUGGAUGUAAAGAUUGAGGGAUGUGGUUUGCCGACAUCAGUUAGUACAUUGAGUAUGGAGUUACCAGCUAGUAUGGACGUGGUUCCUCCAACGGUCUCAGUGGCAUCGUCGUCGACAACCGCAGUGUCAGUUGAAAAGUUAGGACGUCGUGGAGAAGCAGAAUUGGACGUUGACUAUUUGCUAUGCCCUGCUGGUCCUGGAGAUGAGGAUAGAAAAAACAUAGAGUUGCUUAAAUUCCAAAAUCCCUAUGCGAAAGCUGCUGAGCUGAAUAAGAGUUUACGUGAACUUGUGAAUAAUCUCGUAAAGGUUCAUCCGAAAGCGCCUUGUGGUUAUCAAGACUACCUGUUGGUUACUCGUAAUUACCUGUUGGCCAACCAACCGUCACUGGCUACUUAUGUGAAGCGUGUACCGCCGCCUAACUUGGAACCAGCCUUUGUUGAAUUAUUCAAUGAACAAGAAGAGGAACGCUAUGCUCAAGCAUUGAAGCAUCAGUCAGAAAGAGAACACUUACAACUUGGAGCAGACAAGCUGUUUUACGUGCUCAAACGCGUGGUGCCUUAGCAGUUGCCAACCAAGCGAAACCGUAUUCAUUUUGCUCAAUAUUAUCUUACAAUGAUCUAACAUACAUCCCACCUGUUGGGAAAGUAGACAAUCGGGAAGAAGAAAGUAUCCGUGAUCGUUUCACUCCUCGUACUUUUAUCGGUUGGCUUCAGGAUAUAAUAGAUACCUUUCAAAAUGAAAAGAAAAAGCAACUGUGUCGACAACUUCAUGAAGCGGAGUCGUUGAUGAUGGUGCAGAAGAUGGACUGGGAGAUGAAGGCUCGUGAAACACUAGCCAACGUGGACUGUAUUGGUGUAGACAUAUUCAAGGAUAUACCAGCUAGUUGUGUGCCACUAAUCCCAGUUCCGAAUGAUUUCCCAUUAUUCGCUCAUGACCCAGUGCAUCGGACAACUUCAAUGACAGUGUCGACGACGAGUACUGGUAAUCCGACUGGGAGCACCAGCAAUAAUGGUGUUGAUACUAAUACUCCCAAUACAACUACCCCUACCGCAACUACUCCUCCUAAUUGUGUUACCACCAACACCAACAAUUCGCAGACUGAACAACAUUGAUGUCAUGAUAGUCAAUUGAUGGAAGUGUGCAAUUCUUUUAAUUCUGUGAUGUCCAUUUAUUUAUUCAUGAUGCAUUGCUUUUUCUUCGGUGGAUUAUGUUAGAAGAGCUGCAGUGACAGCUGAAUUGUACGUGUGUGGCUGAAUGAAUAACUUGUGAAUUUAUAUGAACUCAUCCCUGUAAAGCUUAUUCAUCUGUAUUUGUUACCAUUAUAUGAUCAGUUAGAUGUGUACCAUACUAUUCCUAUGUAUGCUUUUCAUGUAUAUUUGAUCUCUGUGUAUGUAUGUGUGUGUGUACGUGAAGCUAGAUAAUAUUGACUUUGAAAUGUAUUCAGUUGCUUGUC
This is a messenger RNA of Heterobilharzia americana, 2671 nucleotides long. NCBI's taxonomy places the organism in Eukaryota, Metazoa, Platyhelminthes, Trematoda, Strigeidida, Schistosomatidae. The record is from the annotation of a GenBank genome assembly.